AUAUACACUGCACACAGCUGUGAAUCGUUUUAAAAAUCUGGUAACAUUAGUAACUUUGCUGUCAAAUGCGAAUUGUUAUGAAAAUAUCUGAGAAUUAAUUUUUUCUCUAAUUUUCUCCGUUACAAUAACUUUAACCGUCUAUUUUAUUUAUUAAUUUUGAUAACUCGAAACUAUAAAGUGGCCUUGCUUUUAAUGUUCCCAAAGAGUAGUAACAGUUGCCUUACAUUUUAUAGUGAUGCGUGUUGGGUUUUCUUUUUAUUUCCCUCAUAAAAUAUUUGUUUGUGGAUGAGAUGGAAGAGGUACGGCAGCUGGUGCAAGAAGAAGGCAGGGAAGCCAGGAAUCUAGUUGCAUUUCACGUAGCGGUGGACACACCGAUAUCGCGGGUGCAAACCCGUAAGCCACCACGCUCAGCGCCACCCCGUCGUCCAGUUGCUCGACCCUCGCGGCUGCGGUCUGCCUCCGCUGGACGAGACAAACGAUCUGAGCUCCGUGCUAGAUACUGGGCGUUGCUUUUUGGAGACCUUCAGAGGGCUAUUGGUGAAAUCUACAACACGGUGGAAGCACACGAAAAUCUAAACGAAUGUCAAGAAGUAAUACUUGUUUUAGAGAACUACACGCGAGAUUUUAAAGCAUUAGGUGAAUGGUUCAGACUCAAAUGGGAAUAUGAUAACACGCCUCCGCCACAAAGACCUCAAAGUCUAGCAUGGGAAAUUAGAAAAACAGACUUCGUUCGUCCCGAGUCCCGACGCACUCACUCCGUCAAGAGCUCUCCUUCAGUCUCUGGAAAAAAUAGCCCUUGCCUCUCUGGCCACAACACUCCGAGCGGAAAGAAUAGCCCAAAUCUCACCGGGAAAGCUAGUCCAGGCAGCGGGAAGAUCAGUCCACGCGUUUUAAGUCAUCCCACCACUAGUCCUAAGGCGAAUGUUGAAUUUUUCAGCAGUAAAAUAGCAGCUAAAAUUUCUCCGAAACCCGAUGCUAAGAUCGCCAAGGAUACGAUACGACUAUCUGAUAUAAAAGAAAAGGAGAGUAAAGACUUUGUCAAUCAAAAUUCCGUCAGUGAAGAUAGUAAUGUAUUUAUUCAGAAAGAAGCGUCGGAGAAUAAUAUUAAAACUGUUGAAGUAGGUAGAGCUAAAGAGAUCGCGAAUGUCAGUCCGAAGCACGUGAUCCUCAAAACUACAGCAAAAAAUGAUAGCAAAGAGAUGAAAACUAGCGAAACGAUCUCGGAACAAGCUAAAUAUACCAUAAGUAAACUCGACGCCAUGGAAAACGAGUUUCUAGCAAAACAGUUAAUAGUGAACGUCGCUAAAAACCAAAACAUGUUGAACAAAUCUAAGGAAAACGAAAUUGAAAAAAUAUUCAGUAACACCAAUACAAUUCGCAUCGACAUGAAAGAGCCAGAGAAUCAUAACGGUGUAAUUAUUAAAGUCGAGGACAUUAAUUCUUUAAUUGACGAAAAGCAAAGUUUAUCUACGGAAUCUCCAGCAAAAUCCGAAGAUAACUUCGGUGACGUUUCAAACGAUAGUUUCAAGUCAAACGACGAGAAAAUAGUUCAUGAAAAGACCGACAAAAAUAUUGAUGCUAAAGAGGAUGAAAGCAGUAACUCACAUCACAUGAAUAAACAUUCGUUUCUUCCCGCCCUUGAAUUGGCCAAUCUUGACCCCAUCGACAACAUGACGCCUAAUUUAAAAGAAUCUAAAAUAGAACUUGGUGAUAGUGAUGUUACAAAUGGAUAUUUAGAUUCAUAUAAAGACCUCGAAAAGGAUAGUGAUACCAUGAAAAAAGAAGAAAUGAAGAAACCUGAAUCAAAAACCGAAGUUAAAGUCCUUAGACCAGCUUAUUCUCAGGCAGCUGCUAAACCAAAACAAGCACCAGUAAAACCUGAAGUGAAAACUCCGACCAGAGUCUCCAACCUUCCCAAGAGUAAAGCUCCUUUAGAAAUACGACCGGCUACAGCACCCAAAACUCCGAAAAUGCCUAAAAGAAACCAAACAAGUAAAUGCAGCUAUCCCUUCAAUCUGACGACCGGACGAACUAGCCUAUUUGAUCCAGCGACGAAUAAAACAACUCUCAAGAAACCCGUUCGACACAUGGGUGCCGGUGACUCCAAGCCACCUACAAAGCCCGACACCAAGAAACCUCCACUCAGACCGACAUCCCUGAAAAUUAACGAAAAAGGUGAUAAACCUGAGAAGUUAAAUCCGACGCUAGAAAAAAUCAAAGACUGCGAUGAGUACAGUAGCUCUGAUACAAUCGUAACACAAAUCGAUAUAUCGCGAAUCGAAUCUAGUGAAAGUCUGAAAACCUUGAUUCCGGAAGACAAUGUUGGGAAUUCCGUUGAAGUUCUCAAUGUUGACAACAACGAUAAUGAGGGCUGGUUGACUGUUAAGUCAAAACGAUUGAGUCGCGAAUCAAAAAAGCAAUCAAGGUCACACUGGGCCAAUCGUUUCAACCAGCCGUCCGCUACAACCAGCUUACCGACGCUUAUGAUCGAAUCGCCCAAACAAGAGUCUAAUCCCAUUGUAACUUCAGCGCACAGAGCUAAGUCUGAGCAGCCUCAAUUUAACUUGGAGAACGCUCCGAGAGAACAGAAAUCUUUUGCGCCCGAACCUGCCAUAAUAAACCAGAAAUGUAUUGAGGAAAUGUCAGACUCGAACGUAAAGUCUGAUGACGAAACAAAUUCCAAAGCUGAAACAGCUAUCAGUCCGGUGCCGAAGUCAUCAGAAGCGUAUUCACCGGACCUUCCUAAAUCGAAGGAAGAUUAUUCUAAUGCCGCUACGAAAUCGGCCGACGAAAGCUCACCGCCGCUACUGAAAUAUUCGGAUGACUUGCAAAAGUCUGAUGAUCCGUCGAUAAUCCGUCAAAAAUCCGAUGUGACUGGCUUGAAGACUCGUUCAGCCAGAAACAAAGCCAUGCGCAAAGGCAAGGCGAGGGUACGAGACGACAUAGACCUGACCUCGAACAGACUCCACUCGUCUCUAGAAAGUCUCACGACCGCGCUGUCCCGUUCCCAAGAGAGCACCGAAGAUAUGUUCGAUUUCGACAAAUGGAAGGUGGAGUUCGUGUCCACGUUCAAAUAUUCGGACGACGACGAUCAAAUGACGGACCAGAAUGAUAUACUGGAGACGGCCGAUCCGUCGGAGAUGUCGGAGAUCGCGGAAAUGACUUCGCAGAUCGAGGAGAACGAACGGAAGAUCAGCCUGGCUCUCGACUUUCAGUCCGAAGUCGACCAACGGAAGCUGAGCGAGGAAGAGGAUCUACUCAAUCGCCAGAUAAUGGAGCUGCAGCAGGUUUCUGAUGUCGAUCUGGACACGGAGACCGAUGACACGGAGACAGACGCGGAGCUGGUGUGCGAGGGUGCUGGACUGGAGGAGCAGUACGAGUCGGCCCUCGCCUCCAUGUCCUGGGCGGAACGAGUCGACACCCUCGGAGCGCUAGAAGCUCUCGUCGCCAGAGACCCAGGUCGAGCCCAGCAGUUGCAUGCGAAGCUAUCGCAGAGCAUCAAGCGCCGCGGCAGCUUCCAGGACGCCCUCAGGAGGCUCCAAGCUAAACAGGCCCGGGCUGAGAGACAGAGACUGGAAUAUCAGACGGAGAGAGCUAAGAAGAUACACCAUCUUCUUGCUAGAGUUGAAGAAGUCAAGGUAGCCAAAAAUCAAUUGAUCGAAGAGAAAAGACUGAGAAUGGAACAGAGGCUGCAGAAAGCGGCCGAGAACAGAGACCAGCAUCUCAAGGACAUAGUACGUAAAGCUCACGACGAAGAGGAAAAGCUCCGCGAGAUAGCCUUCAUCAAGCAGCUGGAGGCUGAGAACAGACGCCACGAGUUCCUGGACCAGUGCAGGUCGCAGAACACCAGGCUGAGGCAGAUGAGGCGAGAGAGACUCACUAAACUCGCCGCCGCAGCAGCCCGGGAGGCGGCGGCGGGGGCGCGGCGGGCGGCGCUGGAGGCCGCGCGGCGGCUCAGGGUCGCGUCGCUGCUGGAGCGGCGCCGCCAGAGGGACGCCAGGGUGCUGUCCCACCGCGAGCUGCUGCACCGGGAGCGCUGCCACGCCAACCGGGAGAAGGCGGAAGGAGUGAAGUCUCGACUGUCCGCGCUGGCUGCGGCCGCCGAGCUCGAGGCUGACGCUCUGAGGUCUCGGAUCCGGGACAAGCAGGACGCCACUCAGCUGCGGCUGGACCGGCACCUGCAGGCCAUAAGGGACCGGGCCACCACCAGGGUCGCGACAACAUCGGAGAGUCAAGAUGAAAAAACGAAAGAGGAGAAGGACAUUAAGGAGGCCGCCGAGCGAGUGGAGCGGGAGAGGAGGGACCGGGAGAAACAGAAGGCCAUCAAGAAGAGAGCCAGGAAGGUCAAGCAGAAGCUGCUGUCCACGAGCGACGACAUCGACCUCUCCGACCAGAACGACCACCCGUCCGGCAAGAUGACCAAGGUCAUCAACCAGAUAUCGGCCAUCAUGGCGCCGCUGCUGGAGCCGGGCCUGGUCGCCAGGAAGCACCACAACGGCUUCGAGGAGGAGGUGGUCAGAACGAAGAAGAACAAGAAGAGUAACAGGCUGAGCAAGAGCGGUUCCGUGUGUAGUUCCGGCAGCGACCUCAGCCGGGCGGGGGCGGAGCGUGGGGCGCCGCCCUGUCUCGACGUGCCGCUGCUCGAGAAGCAGCUGAACGAGCUGCACCGCAUGCUCGAGAAGGUCGACAAGCUGGGGCAUUUGAAGGAGCUACAAGAGAAGGCAGCGUACCGCAAGAUCCAAGGUCUUAAGGUGGUCGGUCAGAUGCUCGCCGUCGCCGCCGAGAGGGAGGACGUGGCUCCCCAGUUCACCACCAAGUGUCUGAGCGCGGCCGUGCAGUGCGUGGGCCGCGCCAUGGGCGUGUGCAGCCGCGGCUCCGUCGCCUUCGUGUGCGGCGCCACGCCCGUACACCUCGCCACCAUCCUCACUGGACUGCUCGAGAAAGAUCUAGAAGCAGAUCAUAAGGAGUUGGAGUUAGCGAAGCAGGUGUCGGAUUGUCUCUCAAUCGGACUGGACUCCGUGCUGUGCGCGACGAGGCUAUUUGUGGAGCGACGAGGAUUCGAUGAUGCACGGCUGCUGGCGACCUUGAGGAGCAGAGCCCACACCAUCAUCAGCUACAUCUGCCUUUGCGGCUGCAUUUCACGCGCCGAGAAGGCUGGCGAGGUCAGGGAGAGCAUCCAGACGUUGCUGACGGUCUGCGCAGACCUAUGCCACCCCUGCGAGGUUGACAGCGGUUCAGAACGGCUAUCGGCCAUCCAGUCGCUGCGUUGCGCCCUUGGGACCAGCGUCUGUGGUUCGAGGGCGGAGUUCUGCAUGCUCUUCGCUUCCGGAGCAGUCUUGGAGCACAGCGGAGGGUUCGUGAAAGCGGCCAGGACCGCGCAUCUCCUACGAGCCCUCGCCGAACUGGACCAUCAGAUCGUUCAGGAGGCGUUCGGUGAAGGCGGUUGGCCAUUGGAGUUCAGAGCGGCAGUGGCAAGGCUGUUGUCUCAACAUGCGCCCAACGACAAGGAGGCUCCAAGGACCACGGCUCUGCGACUGAGUAAUCAGCGACUGGACCAGACGCUGUCGGAGGCGAUGGUGCUCGACCUCAUAGUGCUGGUCGGCUUCGUGGUCGUCAACAACCCUCAGCUGCAGGAAACUAUAUGCGAGGGUUGGAGCGUGAUAAAGACGCUUUGCACGCUGCCCGCCAAUUGGCUGGUGUCCAAGAACCACAGCCACGCGCUGCUGCCGACCCUGGUCGCGCUCUCCGAACAACCCUCGGCCGCCGCCGCCAUCGCUGCCGAGCUCAGCAUGAAGCUCCUCCAAGAGUACAUGAACAGCAAUGACGCCCAGAAAAUCAAAUUGGUCCAGGUCAUCAAGCAAGGUCGCAACAAGAAAGGAACAGGCAAAAAAUAAACAUAGAAACAGACUGAAAAAGUUAACGUGACGGAUUUAAUAAAAAAAUAAAAAACUUUAUCGUAAUCUUAUCUUAUCUAUGAUAUGUAUGAUCAUAUUAUUGUAUGUAUAUGUAUGUAAUCCAAACGUUAUGAAAAUAGUGUUUUUUUUUUUCAUUCAUGUGAAAUUCCUAUAACUUAGCUAUUUUUCUACGACUCUUGAAUGUAUUAAUGGUAUAAAUGAAAAAAAAAAAUACGUAUUUUUUUUAAUGUCCACGUUCUAGCUUCAACUUAGUUGUGUGCACCAGUAUCGGAUGUAAAUUUAUAUUUAAUACAUAAUCGUGAGAUGUAAAGUAAGAUUUUUAAUGCAAUUUUACCUUUUUGUGUGACGUCACAUUAGUGCGUGGUCACUUGAUGACUCUUUUGCGUAAAAGAAACACGCUUUCGAGGGAAAGGGGAUUGUAAUUAUGUCGUCUCGAUAAAAUAAUGAAUUGAAAAUUUGCUCGUUCCGGUCAUCCCGUGACUUUGGUAAAGUUAAUAAAAAAAAAACCGUAAAACUGCAUUAAUACACUCGUAUAGUACGUUAUAGAAAUAAAUAGAUGUUGUGGUAAAUAUGUAACUUUGUAUAAAUGUACUUUUUCGAUUAUAUUCAAGAUGUAUUAUUUUUUACACUUAUAUAUUAUGUAUUGAAUGUCUUAUAAAUGUCGUGAGUGACUAGUUAACAUUUUUUGUGAGAAUUUCGAUUCAUCUGCAUCGUAUCGUAUGUGUAGGAAGGAUUUGUCAGUUUGUAAUAAAUCUAGACUGAGAUGUUAAAUCUAUAUUAUCUAGAAGUUUCCUUUUUUUUUUAGAAAAUAUGUUGUCAGGAAAUAAUUGACAGAAAGGUGAUAGAUUAAUAACGCCAUUUCUAGCAAGUCAGGUCAAAGGGUAGCCUAUUUAAUAAAAGCUACCUGACUUUAAGCUAACCAAGCUUGUGACUUCUCAAU
Molecule: messenger RNA, 6855 nt
Organism: Bombyx mandarina (wild silkworm)
Lineage: Eukaryota; Metazoa; Arthropoda; Insecta; Lepidoptera; Bombycidae
Gene: ssp3
Product: short spindle 3
Source: RefSeq, a predicted model, not a curated record